AUGCCGGGAACCCAAACAGCUCCACGAAAGGCGCCCGCAGGCCGCCACCCCCACGAGCCCGCUCACAGUGCCACGCGCCAGCCGCGACGUGGUUCCACAGGGCGCCGGCGCAGUAGAGCGACGGCUGGAAUUUUCAAAAUUCGGACUAGACUCCACUUGCUACCUUCCUUUGGGAGAUCUCUACCAAGGGAGCUUUCAACAAGAUUGUGGAAAAGAGAAGACACGUGCCUACCCCAUUGCUUUGGGACCCAUAUGUUCUUACAACCACAGAGAUGGCAACCUGACAGUACUAAUUUUUAUCCUGGGACAGGGCUGGCACCGUACAGAUGUACUGGCAGCUUAGCCCCCACCAACAGAGUCUUGGACAAGUCGAUGAUUGAGAAUAAAGAACAGUUCAAACUGGUCUACAAGUUUCCAGGAAUUAAAUAUUGUAGAAUAUUUUCAAGAAUGAAGUUGCUACAGACUGCUAUAACCAUAGUCAUCCUCCCGCCUGUCUAUCACCUCUAUCUGCAGGAACAAGUUUCUCAGGCUUUUGUGUUGUAUGUCACUGGCAUUGCUUGCUUUGCUGCUUCAAUGCUGUAUGGUAUAAGUUAUUUUCUCAGACGAAUGAUUGGACUGAUUUACUUAAAUGAAGCUGGCACCAUGGUAAAAGUGGCACACUUGACAUUUUGGGGAAGAAAGAAAGAAAUUUAUUGUCCAGUUGAAAGUGUGAUGACCUUGGAUGACACUGGAGAUGCCAAGAAUGAAGUUCUGCUCCAGUUUAAACAGCAUAAUAGUACACAGGUUUUAUAUUUUACUCUAACAUUUGGCCAUAUUGUGGAUAAACAGAGGUUUGCCCAAAUAUUUGGAGUAUUUUAGUAACUCAUUAGAUGCAAUGACCAACAUUUUCCAAGAGUCUAGCUUGUUUAAUGUUUUCUAUUGCUCUUCAUGCUGAAUUCAUCACAUCCAUAGCUUAAUAGAUUUGUAAGCACUCAAAUACAAAACCUCUAUGAGCAAAUAUGCAAACCUGUGUUUGGAUAAAGGGGAUACAGUGAUGUAGCAACCCACUAGAUAGAUGUUCCUGUACAACUAGUUUCAGAUGAAAGCGGAAUCUUAUCCUACACACAACCAUCAUGUAAAGAAAUAUAGUUUAAUACUCAUGUCUGAUGGUAACUUACACAGUUGAAAUCUUAAUUGUUUCAC
Molecule: messenger RNA, 1182 nt
Organism: Terrapene triunguis (Three-toed box turtle)
Lineage: Eukaryota; Metazoa; Chordata; Testudines; Emydidae
Gene: TMEM186
Product: transmembrane protein 186
Exons: 2
Coding region: 1-858 (285 amino acids)
Cellular component (GO): mitochondrion
Source: RefSeq, a predicted model, not a curated record